AUGACUACAGCUAGUCCGAAAGCACCUUUCAAGCUUCCCCCUGUAAUCGCUGCGCUUAGCCAGCCGGACUCGUUGGAAUCCUUGCGCUCACCCCAGCUCAAUCAAAACUUCAAUGACAGCUCCUUGUUGCGCGACUCCGUGGCCGUGUCGGAGUUCAACGAGAUUGCCCUCGACGAUGACAACUUCUCACCCGUGGCACUAACAGCUCGUCCUGGACAACCUGGGACGUACCUUCCGUCUGAAGCGUCACGUCGAAACAGCACUUCCAGUCGACAGAGUACUUCCAGUCGGCCUGCUAGUACUUCGUUGCCCAUCGCUCCCGCUCUAGAUUUAACUCCUACGAAAUCCCAUAGGAAAACGGCCUCAACAACGACAAUACGUUCGACCCACGAGAAGCACCUCUCCUUGACACUGUUAAACCGACUUGAUCUUGAUGGUGUUGAAGGAAAGGCUGCAAGAGGCAGUGUAGAUGGCCAAUUGAAGUUGCAGGAGGAAUUUGCUCGACUCCAGGAGAAGGAGCGAGAGAAGGAGCAUUCUGCUACAGAAGGUAGCAUCAAUUGGGAUUUCUGGGGAGCAGUAAUAUCGGACUAUCGGGGGUUCGCGUCCGAACGUUCCGAAGAACUCGCUCAAGCAAUACAGAAAGGCAUCCCGGCUACGCUAAGAGGGAUGAUGUGGCAACAUAUGGCUGCUUCCAAAGAUCCUGAGCUAGAGGCCACCUAUCUGAGAUUGCUGAAGGAAUCAAGCCCUCAUGAAAAAGCGAUAACUCGAGAUCUAGGACGGACAUUCCCUCAUCACGAUUUUUUCACAGACGGCCAAGGUAUCGGGCAAGAGAAUCUCUUUAAUGUGUUGAAGGCCUAUUCAUUAUAUGACCCGAAUGUGGGCUACUGCCAAGGUUUGCCCUUUAUAGUGGCGAUUCUUCUUCUCAAUAUGCCAGAUGAAGAGGCAUUCUCCCUUCUUGUGAGGAUGAUGAGCGUAUACGACCUGCAAGGCCAUUUCUUACCGGAAAUGCCGAAACUUCAAAUGCGUCUGUUUCAAUUUGAUCGGCUUGUCGAAGAGAUGCUGCCCGUCCUCCAUGUGCAUUUUCUGCGACAAGGGAUUAAGUCCAGCAUGUUCUGUUCCCAGUGGUUUCUGACCCUGUUCAGCUAUCGCUUCCCUCUUGAAAUUGUGUUUAGGAUAUACGACAACUGCUUAGCGAGCGGAAUCGAGGCCAUCUUCGGAUUCAGCAUCACGCUUUUGAAGAAGAACGAAGAUGCGCUCCUUGCCCUCAAAUUUGAUGAAAUCUUGUCGUUUCUGAACACAAAGUUGUUUGACCACUACCUUAUAACGGAUUCAGAUCCUCCACCAGAACCGGCAACCUCAAAGUAUAAAGUAGAUGAAUUUGUUCAGGACGCGGCAUCCUUGCGCAUUACUCCAUUCAUGCUUGACUGUUAUAGACACGAGUAUGAAGACAUCGUGCGCGAAAGCAAUAAACACGCUACGCAAAUCGACGAGCUAAGGAAUAGUAAUAGGACAUUGUCAAAUCAAGUGAAAACACUCGAAAACAGCCUCGCUCAACUGAACACGGAACACGUCGAAGUCCUGAACGAAUUGGUGAAGCAGCGGCUCAGAAACGAGGAGAUGGAACAGGAACUCGUUCGUUACAAACUUUUGUAUGCGGAAGCCAUGCACCAGAAUGAAGGAGCGAACACCUCGAAUCGGAUGUCGCUUGCUCAAAUCAUGCAGAGCUUAAAGAGGGGGAGCAGUGGGUAG
Molecule: messenger RNA, 1749 nt
Organism: Cyclocybe aegerita
Lineage: Eukaryota; Fungi; Basidiomycota; Agaricomycetes; Agaricales; Hemipholiotaceae
Source: the annotation of a GenBank genome assembly